UAAAUUACUGUCUCAUUUUUUUAUUUACUAAAGUGAAAAUGAAAUUUACCAAUAGAAAAGGUAAAAAUAAAGCAAAAAAUGAACGAAAAAGUAAAAAAGAGAAAUUUGUUAAACAGAAAACGCCAAAAAAACUACGUACUAAACGACGGAAAGCUAAUAAGAAAAGCAAUCAUAGUCUUAACAGGAAAGGAAGAUACACCACCCUCAGCGAAAACAAAGAACACAAGUUUAAUAGUUACGAAGAAAUUGAAGAAUUCUUAGUUAACUUAUUGCAAAUGAAUUCGUCUAAUCUUCAAAUAAUAGUAAUUGGAGAAUCACAGGAAGGAAAACCAAUUUAUUUAGUUUCAAUAGCCAACACCGACGAGAUUACUGAGGCUAUAUUCAUUGAAGCAGGAUCAAACGGGGAAGAUUGUGUAGCUGUACAGUGCGCUCUUCAUAUAAUAAAAUAUUUGGUAGAAACCGCAAGUACCUGUAAUUAUUUAAAAACUAUGAGAUAUUAUAUCGUGCCUUGUUCAAAUCCUGAUGCUUUCGAAAUAAAUAAACUUGGACAAAAGCCAUGCUUUAACUUAUCGACCAAUUUUCCAUUGAGACUAGGAAAUCUCAACAUUGAUAACAUUGACCUACAGAAGUUUUUGGAGGCUGCUAGGAACUGGAAGGAAAGUUAUCAGUUUAAAUCUCCUGAACAGAUGGCUUUGUUGAAAGCUCUAGCCACUUUUCAGUAUUCCAUUAAAAUAUUCAUAUCUUUGCAGGAAGAAGGUUUUAAAAUAACGUACCCUUAUGGAACAUGCAAAGAGCCUAUUCCGGAAGUUGAAGAUAUUCGAAGAAUCGCUCUUCUUUCAAGAUCAGCCAACACUUUGUGCUUUCAAGUCGGUUCAAUUUACCAACUAUUUGGAUUAAGGUUUGGAACUGUUAUCGAUUUUAUAACCAUGUUCUUUAAUUCCAUAAAAUUUUGCUACAUCUUUCAUAUAAAUAGCAAAAAUUGCUCUUGUAAUACACAAGAAAUUUCCGAACGAGCAAUGGAACUCUUACAAUGUUUAGCAUUGAUGGGACAAGAAGUUUCUGAAUUAUGUAAGAAGCAAUCUUCCGAUGAUAACAUUGUUGAGUUCAUAUAAUAAAAACAAAAAAUGUAUAAAGGUAUUGCCUAAUAUAUUUAUUUAAAAUUUA
This is a messenger RNA of Diabrotica virgifera virgifera (western corn rootworm), 1164 nucleotides long. RefSeq names its product carboxypeptidase A1-like. The transcript is spliced from 2 exons. The coding region runs from base 39 to 1112 and encodes 357 amino acids. Gene Ontology annotation, molecular function: metallocarboxypeptidase activity; zinc ion binding. NCBI's taxonomy places the organism in Eukaryota, Metazoa, Arthropoda, Insecta, Coleoptera, Chrysomelidae. The record is from RefSeq and is a predicted model, not a curated record. Gene Ontology annotation, biological process: proteolysis.